UGUGUUUUCAUGGCAUGCUGUAUAGAUCUCAGCACCCUGCUCUCCCCUCUGAGGAUAUUGGAUAAAUGUGUGUUUUCAUGGCAUGCUGUAUAGAUCUCAGCACCCUGCUCUCCCCUCGGAGGAUAUUGGAUAAAUGUGUGUUUUCGAUGCCCUGUAGUCUGUCCCUUUAAGUACUCCCAAGUCUGUGUCCCUGCAAACUAGUUGUAUCAGGGACUGCCCCAAUGGUAUUGGUGGUAAGCAUGUCUGUGUGCUAAACUUCGCCCAAGACCACCUCUCAUCACACUAGCACAAUUCAUGUUAGGUUACAAUGGAACCAGGAGAGAAUGGUAUAGAGUUACCAUCAAUGGAGCUGUAUUGCGAUAGGAACACUGGCCAAACAAGGUGUGUACAGCAGAACUCCUAACAACACCAGCUAAGAUUGCUGUUUUGUCAAUCAGUCGCUGUCUAUUUUCUUGGCUGUAACAAAUGGUAACUGCUGGCGCUUGGCAUUUCUUCUACUGGGCACAGCACUCUGGUUAUAGUGUAUGCAAUCAUGUUAUAUUUCAAACAACAGUUGAACCUAGUUUAUUUUCUUGAUAAAGAAUGAUUCAUUAAUUAUCAUCUUGGCUGUUGAUAUCUGAUAAGUUUGACGCUUUUCAAAAUAGGCUUGAACACGUGCAUGUCUAUGUUCUGAUUGACUAAUGUGCUUAGUUGGAGAAAUCCCAAAGACUAUCUACUGACUUAACUCACUCCACUCUGUCAUCAUUUUUAGAUAAAAAUGUGAAGCUUCUGGAGCUCUUUUCUCACUUUCAUUUCGUCGCUCGACAUAAUCACGUUGGCAUUCUUCUGUGUCUCCAUGGGCAACUAUAGCUCUGGCCAAGCCAUGUCAUCAUUCUCAAAUCCUUUCUUAUGUUCCUUUGAACUCACCUAUGACGCUUUAGAUUCUCCAAACUGUCAUCAAUGGCAAAACAAUGUAAUACUGCAUGACACUGUUUUUGACAGCCUGUUGUUUUGCUUCAAUGACCCCACCAUUAAUUAGGCCUUCAAGUCAACAAUUUAUCUAAUUGGUUGGUUUGUUUUAUUUCUCCAAGACAUUGAAGAUUUUGAGUCACACAGUGUUUCAGUCACAGAGACCCUGAACCAAUUGGCAGCACGUGUGGCGGAUGAAAGAUUUCAGUCAAAGAUUUUUUCACUGGCUCCUCAGUCUAACCUUGACAUACAGGAAGACCUACAGGUAUCCCCUACACAGGUGGUUGAAAAUAAGCUUCACCGGCCUUCAAGACCCACAAUGCUCUCCUCCUCAUUAUCCACUGGUGCCAGUGCGCCACACCCCUUCUCCACACUCAUCCCUGGGGCUCUCUCAGCUAUCCUGCAUGCUACCCUGCCCCCUCACCUUACCUCUGACCCCAAGCCCAGGAGAGAGCCAGGUGCCCAGUGCCAACUGACCCUCGAGCAGCUGCGGACAGAGCUCCGGGACCUAAGGGAUGAGGUCGAACUGAUGAAGAGCCAGCACAACAAAGAGAUUCAUCUGCUGAUGAAUGAGCUGGAUGAGGAGAAAAGGAUUCGCUUGUCAUUACAGAUGGACGUGGCAUGAAGAUGAAGAAGCCUAAAUGAGCAGCAAGAAGUCUAAAUGAGCAGGCAGGCUCAAACAGCAUGGCAUCACCAACAAUGCCAGAACAAGUGGUAAUCUGUCUCUUAGAAUGUUCUCUCAAAAUUAAGUAUCAAUGAAAUCCAGACAGGAAUUUGCUGUAUAGUAUCAAUCAUUUAUGAAACAACAGAAAAACUAUAGUGAAUAUUUUUUUAAAUAUAAUGAACAAUCUUUGUUGUCUAUUUGAGAAAAGUUGAUGUAACGUAUGUAACAAAAUAAAACUAAUGAGCAUCUUCUACAAAAACAUUUUAUAUCAGCUUAUUAUGUGACAUUUUUUAUAAAAUAAAAACAAAAAAACAAGCAUGUUCUUUAAGUCAAGUGGUUUAAGGUACAUGUUCAAUUGUAUUGGGGUCAUUCCACCAAUUUGAUGUAACUUGGUCAAAAAAACGUUUGAUUUCACCUAACUUUAAGUGCCAAAUUAAGUAGCAGGGUUAACCAUAACAGGGUUGACCAUAACAGGGUUGGGGCUUUACAAUGAGGGUGGAAACUUGGAGAAAUGUUGGGGUCAA
Molecule: messenger RNA, 2136 nt
Organism: Oncorhynchus nerka (sockeye salmon)
Lineage: Eukaryota; Metazoa; Chordata; Actinopteri; Salmoniformes; Salmonidae
Product: SH3 domain-containing kinase-binding protein 1-like
Exons: 5
Coding region: 1268-1573 (101 amino acids)
Source: RefSeq, a predicted model, not a curated record